This is a messenger RNA of Vanessa atalanta (red admiral), 6001 nucleotides long. RefSeq names its product E3 ubiquitin-protein ligase TRIM9 (gene Trim9). Lineage: Eukaryota; Metazoa; Arthropoda; Insecta; Lepidoptera; Nymphalidae. The record is from RefSeq and is a predicted model, not a curated record. Bases 208 to 2190 code for a protein of 660 amino acids. Gene Ontology annotation, molecular function: protein binding; zinc ion binding. The transcript has 8 exons.
UGCAGGUGAACUUAAUGUUUCGCUUUUGUAUUUUUUAAUAUUAUUUAUUUACUAUGUUUACGACUAUACAGACUACAGUGAUUUGAAAUGUGAACAUCUAAGUAAAAAUGCAGUACAAUAAUGUUUUAUUUAAUUUAGUAAAUUAUUUUUUAUACCUGAAAGAGUACUUAUAUUAAUAUCCAAUUUAUUUAAGUUAUACGAUCGAAAAUGGAAGAAGAAUUGAGAUGUUUUAUAUGUAAAGAAUUCUAUAGAGAACCUGUUCUUCUCCCUUGUGGCCAUGCUUUGUGUCGUAUUUGUGCUGUCGGCUUACAAACUCAUGUCCAUGAAACAGACAAUACAUCGACUGUGACGACUGAUUAUCAGGAAGCUGAUAAAGCAUCUGUUUCGAGUGAAACCGAUAGUGGUGUUGUUUGUGGAUCAAGACCCAAUAGUUACGCAGGUGCUACCGCUGCCACUGCGUACUCUUCAGCGGCAUUUAGCAUUACCUGUCCACUUUGUAAUAAGCAAGUAUACUUAGAUGAUAAUGGAGCAGAAGGCCUUCCACCGUUUCGUGUUAUGCGAACCAUUGUAGAACGUUUUGGCGGAAUCAGUGUGACACCUCCUGCAGAAGAAGCAUGUCAAAUGUGUGAAGGAGAAAGAAGGGCAGCUAUAGUGCGUUGUGAGCAGUGUUCCGUUCGGUAUUGUGCAAGCUGCAGAGACGCCUGGCAUCCCACGAGAGGGCCUCUUGCACAACAUGAGUUGAGAGCAUUAGGAACUACAUGUAACGACCAUGGCUCUACACCUAUCCUUUAUUGCAAUACCUGUUUGGUUCCAAUUUGCCAAAGUUGUGUUGCAGAGAGACAUUCAUCACAUGAGACACAGCAAUUAUCCAGUGCAGCUAGGGCACAUAAGACUGAAUUAUCACAAACACUACAUCAGCUGUCUGAAGAAGCUAAGGCUAUGACUGAAUACAUUCAACUAGUCAAAGGAUCAGGAGAUAAAAUUAAUGAGUCAUGCGAGGAACUGGAAGUGCAAAUAGAUCAAGCGUGCGCAGAAAUUACCCGAGCAAUAGAAAGAAGACGGGAUGAGCUAAUAAGAGCAGCCCGUAACACAAGAUCUCAAGCCGUCACCAACAUGCGCUCACUGACAUCACAAGCCGCGCAAAAACUGCGCGAAGCGACCGCGUUACUACAUUUCUCGAUAGAGGCCUUGAAGGAAUCAGAUCAUGCAGCAUUUCUUCAAGUGGGUAGGAUUCUGUCUGCGCGUGCGCAGGACACCACGUCGGGCCUGCGGUCGUCGUUGGACGCCCCGCCAGCUCCAUCCGCGCUCACACUGGACAUCGAGCCAGUACUACGCACUGUAAAGACGAUGAACUUCAUAGAAUGUAUACCGCCGGGCGCGCCGGAGAUGGCGGUGGAGGCGUGCGCGGCGCGCGGCUGCUCGUGCACGCUGGCGUGGCGCGCGCCGCACGCCCCGCGCGCCGUGCGCGGGUACGUGCUCGAGCUGGACGACGGGCUGGGGGGGCCCUUCCGGGAGGUAUACUGCGGUCGGGAGACGGUGUGCACAAUUGACGGUCUACAUUAUGCGUCGCUGUACAGUGCACGUGUGAAGGCGUUUAAUGGAGCAGGGGAGGGACCGUACAGCGAAGUUAUAGGCUUACAGACAUCACCUGUGGCGUGGUUCACCUGGGACGCCCGAUGUGCCAGUGCCGAGGGUGGCCUGGCCAUCGGCGCAGACGGACUCGUGGCGCGCGCCAGCGGCUGGCAGCCGCGAGUGGCGCUGGCCGACCAGCCGCUGGCUCGGGGACUGCACUACUGGCGCCUACGCAUCGACGAGUACGACGGCGACGCCGACCCCGCCUUCGGGAUCGCGCGAGCCGACGUCGCCCGGGACAAGAUGCUCGGCAGCGACGCGCUAGGCUGGGCCAUGUACAUCGACGGCGUGCGCUCGUGGUUCGUGCACGGCGGCGCGCACGGCGGGCGCGCGGCGGGCGGCAUCGCGCGCGGCUGCACGGUGGGCGUGCUGCUGGACCUGACGCGCGGCACGCUGCGCUUCGCCGUGGACGACGUGCCGCAGGGCGACGUGGCCUUCACGGGGCUGCGCGGCGCGCUGUACCCCGCCGUGUCGCUCAACCGCGGCGUGGCCGUCACGCUGCAGCCCGGCCUGCCGCCGCCGCCCGCGCUGCUGGCCGACGCGCUGGCCGACGACUAGCUGGCCGCCGCCUUGUAUCCGUGCAAACUGAGCGCACCCGUCUAUCGGCCGGUUCCAUGAUGCAUUGCUUCUUUCUUUCCUCUGUUUGUACUUAAGCAACGCACGUGUCGCCGUUGAGGAAAUCACCGAAACCUGCCCAGUAAUGAGCCCAUUAAUAUGGAUUCCUGUGCUCACCUGGACUCAAAUGUUCAUUAUUACAAAUAGUCCAAUUCACUGCCUUCCCACUGAGUGGGCUUUGGGACUGUGCUGAAAAAUGCCUGAAUCGAAAGACAAUAAAAACCCGAAAAUAUAAACCGACUUAAAACGUACACGUAAACUAAACUGGACUCGUUUGACUGACUUUUAUUUGUUUUAGUUUCCAUUUCCAUAUAUAAUUUUCUUCACAAAGUCAACACAGUGAAAUUCUCGUGAUUAUUCUAUUAAACCCGCCAUAUUGACUUUUUGGGAGGUCAGUGACCAAAUAGAGCGCAUAUUCUUGUAAAUAAUUCAUGUAGGUAAAACAAUAUUAGCAGUGAAACAGUCUUUUCUGACAGCAUCUAUUUAUAUUAUGUCAAAUAUAUAUAAUCGUAUGUAUUAUAUUUUGAUUGAACAUUCGUUACUUGCCACUCGCAUAUCAUUCGUCAUAUAACAUAUUGUAUAUUUAAAAAGUUAUUGUUAGUGAAAAUAUUUCGCCUACGAAGAGUAAUAUAAAGUAAUGAAUGUAUCAGCUCUGUUAUUAGUAGCCUGGACUCGUUUGACUGCCUCUUUGCUCUAGCGGCUAACUCAUAAGACUGCAUAACCCUAGGUCCUUGGUUUAAAACCAUGAUGAGCCAGUACAAUAAAUAAAACUAAUGAGUUUUUCCGUACAGAAAAUCUGAGUAAGUAAGUCUUUUAUAUUAGUAAAAACUGUUAGUCCUUUGCCUGUCUAUUCCUUCGAGUGAGAUUGUCGUCCCAUGUCGAUUAGGAGAGUGAAGGAACACAGUGUGUUCUCACACAGUUGCGCACUCUAAACUUGUGCCCUGUAAUAAAUAUUGUACGAAAGAGUGACGAAAAUUAAUCAGAAAGAUGUCGUCAUAAUAAUAAGUAUUAAAACAUUUGUGUUUUCUAGUGUAUCACUUUAACUUUUAACAUUGACAAAGUAUAUUUAAAGGAAAUUUCUGUUGAAAUAAUUGCUAACAAACAAUACAAUAAAUUGAUCAGAUUCAGCGUCAAGGCUAAUUAGUUAUUGUACUAAUAUUAUGUAUUUAAUAAAAUAAGUAAAUAUCACAGCUGCAUGUAACGAAAUAUAGUUAUAAUAUAAUACAUUUAUUCCGAUAAUAUUAACUAAGUAAAUUCAAUUUAUGACCUUUUUGAAGAAGGAGCGAAGUUGUAAUAAAUACGGAAAAACUGUAUUUAAUGGCCGUGUAUAAUCGAAAUGUAUCGAGCGAGAAACCGCGUGGUACAGCGUAUGUUAUGAUUCCGUUCGUAAAACAUGUAAAUAUCCGUCUUUGAUAUAAAAAUAGACAAUAUUAUAUUGAUAGUAUUUAGUUUACAUUGGCGUUGCAGUUAUUCGAAUACUAAAUGAAAAGUCGCAAAUAAAAAGAGAAUCGAAAGGUGUCCCACGACAGAACGAACGAAGUUGUUUUCACUAUGUAUUAAAUAUAAAAUAACACAAACAGACACGAUAAAAUUAAUGAACAACGUUUGAGAAUAUUUAAAUGAAGAUGUCAAAAUUGUUAUUAAAAAUCAAGUGUGAUUUAAAACAAUAACAAAAAAGAAAACCCAAUUUUUUUAAUAUUUAAAAACGGACAGCUCGCCUUGAGUGCGCAUAAUGAUUUUUUUCCCUUAGUAACGAUUUCUGACAUUUCACUCUACUGUGAACCGCGUAAAAAAUAUUCGUUCCAAAUAUUACCGAAUCUUAAAAUGGCCUAUUGUUUAUAUAUUCAUUUUUGCCUCGAUAAAAUUAAAUAUACAUAACUGACUGCUUUUAACUUUUUAUUAUAUAGUAUUUUGAAUGAUUUCCUGUCAGUCGUCCAGCCAUGCCAAUGUACUUAAUGUAAUAUAUUAUUCGAUGUUGUUAUACAUAAGAUAAUGGCUUGUCAAGUCUACAUGAAUGUAAUGUAUUUUAGAUAGUUUUAGCAACAAAUUGUAAUGUUAUCCAAGAAUUUAAAAUGACAAUGAAUUUAACAUUUCAUGACUUAAUUAAAUAUUGAUAAUAUAUAUUAGAGUAAUUCGUGUUAAUGGUUUAUUUAUAUAUAUUAUUAUUAUAUUAUUUAACUUAUAGAAAUAGGUGUGGACGCUUAAAAAUUCAAAAAUACUUUCAGAAUAAGUAUGGAUAAAUAAAACUACAACUACAAAGUAAAACACUAAACUUGGCAUCUACAAAUCCAUAGAUAUCUGAGAGCUACGUCAUAAUUACGUAUUAGUUCUGCUUUUUAAGUAAAAGGUACGUAAAUUGGCAUAUGAGCCACCUAAUGGUAAGUGGUCUACACCGCCCUUAGACAUUGGCGCUGUAAGAAACAUUAACCGUUCCGUACAUCCACACCAAUGCGCCUUGUGUCUGCAGUUAUACUGGCUCACUCAUCCAUCAAACCGGCACAUAAGAAUACUAUGUCUUACUGAUUUACGAUAUAAUAACUAAUGACCAGUCCAGGUUCGCACCAAGCCCUACCAACAAGUAAAAUUUUCUCGCCCAAAUACCAUUGCAUAAGACAAAUGCAGGUACAUGACCGACACUCAUUUAAAAAUAUUCACACAACAUUGAAAAAAUGUCCUAGGCAUACAAAAUGACAUUUCUACCUUGUCCGCAUUCCAUGGCAUAUCCAUUGAUAUCCGCGUACAAAGCCCUCCCACAGAACCUACUAUAUAUAUAUAUAUAUAUACACACACAUAGUUCUUCAUUCGUUGGUUAAAUUGCUAAGUCAUACCUUCAUUUUAAGGAGUUUGUAUUUUUAUUUAAUAGUUAAUUUUAAGCAAUUUUUCAUGUACUUUAGGAAUCAAUUUAAUGUUUGUAUACUUUGUGUUUUUAUUUAAUUAUAUAUAUAAAUACUGACAAUGUUUAAUAAACUUGAAAUUUCUUGUCACAAAUUUAGGGGACCUGACAACGCAACAUAAAUAUUCCAUUUCCCACCUCUUAACCUUAAAUUAUAUUUGGGCUAGUUUAAUUUUAAGUACCUAAGUCAUUUUUUUAUAAUUUCAAACUUAUAUAUUUUAUUUUCAGUAUUCAAAAAUAUAUAUAUAAUAUAUUUAAAUAUGUAUAAUAACUUUCUUUACGGAUUUUUAGUUUAUAUUGUUGCGUUUGCGUAUUUCGCGGUAGCAAUUAAUUUCGAAUAAAAAUCAUUAACGUGGGUAUUUUCGUAAAUUUACGUACUGUUGUAAUUAAAAUGACGUGAAUAUAAGAUUAAUUUUCUUUUAAUUAUAUUAAUAACAUGUCGUACAGCGCUGAAAAAUUCUAAUAGCUACUAAACUUUCAUGUUCAUAAAUAAACCUAUAAUUAUUAAUGAGGUUAUUAAGUAAAAUAUAUGUACAAGGAAUUGUGUGCAAAUUUCUAAAAAUUAUAAUUACGAACCGCAGCUUUAUUUUAUUUAACAAUGCUGUACGUUGACGCCAUUUGACUCAAAAUGUAAAGACUUGUAAUAAAGCCCAAAAAUAUUUAUAUUUAGAUUUGUUUUUAAUUUUGUAUUAUUAUAUUGCUUUUUAACUGAAAUUACUGAGUUCCACAAAAAAAUACUAACCUGUACUUAAUUAAAUCGCUUAUAUUAUAAGUGCGAAUAAAAUAGAUCACAGUCGCCGUUUUCCGGCAGUUUGACUUAAGUAUUUUGAUGAAUUUAUAUGAUUUUAUAAAUAUUAAUAA